Messenger RNA from Phyllopteryx taeniolatus (common seadragon), 1314 nucleotides. It is a transcript of the gene ubxn11, whose product is annotated as UBX domain protein 11. NCBI's taxonomy places the organism in Eukaryota, Metazoa, Chordata, Actinopteri, Syngnathiformes, Syngnathidae. The record is from RefSeq and is a predicted model, not a curated record. Gene Ontology annotation, molecular function: ubiquitin binding. The transcript is spliced from 10 exons. The coding region runs from base 248 to 1237 and encodes 329 amino acids. Gene Ontology annotation, biological process: proteasome-mediated ubiquitin-dependent protein catabolic process.
AACGAAUUUGUGGAAUGUGGACGUCAUGAAAACUGGACCUUCACAAAAUAACGUCAUAGCACAUUUGCGCAAUUGUCUUAAACAAGGUCAUGCAUAUCACUUGAAAUGGAACGUAAUUUAUUAGUGACGUUUAAAAAAAAAAUCGAGAAAUAGUGGAGCGUGCACAGAAGCAUUUCCGGUUACUGGCGCACGCGCUCGUGUGUUGCCAAUGGCAACAGACUACAAACGUUAAAAACAAGCUCCAGUCAUGAGUUCGCCUUUGUCGUUACUAAAGAAAACGAGGCGCACUCCGCUUCAGUGUGAAGAAAGUACCAGACGGGGCCAAAGGGAGAAUCUGUCAACAGAAAGGCCCUCAGAGGACUUCCUGGCCGGAAAAAGGUUCCCCACCCCAGUGUUAAGCUGUGAAAAGUCAGGCGCUGCGCCAGGUGACGUUGAGCUGAUGUCUUCCAUGGCGCAGCGGCUGACCUUGCUUGAGAGGAUGGUCACAAGCCAAAAAGAGGAGAUAGCACGCAAGGACAAUGUUAUUUCACUUUUGAGGGAGAAACUGAAAGCUAAGGAAGACUCAGAGAGUGGCCAUGUGGAGAGUUGCAGUCAUCUUGAAGGAAGGUGCAAACAGCUGCAACACCAAGUGGAUGACAUGGAGAGCUUCCUGAAUGACUAUGGUUUGAUCUGGGUGGGAGACAAGAAGCUCAGUAAUGCGCCACAGCAAACAAGCACUUCUGUUGUGCGGGAUUUCCGCAUGGACUUUGACCUCGUGGUACAGAUGAUCAAGGAGCUGAACGUCCUCGCAGGGGAACCCUUUGUACGGUCCACACCCACGGGGGCGCAGUUGGCACGAAACGAUCCCGUGCAACUGAAGCUCUACAGCAAUGGCAUUGUCAUGUUCAACGGACCUUUCCGCUCCUACCAGGAAAACAGUACCCAGCAAUGCAUGCAGGAUCUGAUGGAGGGUUAUUUCCCAUCUGAGCUUCAAGGCAGAUUUCCAGAUGGUGUACCUUUUGAGGUCCAUGACAGACGAGAAGAGGAAUUUGUCCUCAGAGCACCAUGUGAUAAAUUUCCUGGUAAGGGACAGGCUGUGCGAGAGAAAAAAGAGGAAUGUUCAAUCAAAGUCAGCUUGCAAUUUCCUGGUAAGAGAUUAAGAACAAACCAGUUCCUGAACAGGCUGCCAAAGGUUAUGGUGAAGGCGGGUCGAGUGAUUGACAUCAGGGACUCCGUAUGGACAACCUUGCAUGUUUGAACAGCCACAUUCCAAGAGUUGGGCCCGUCCGUGCACAGGUCCUACCUGUAACUGUCCUGCUCAUUUCCCCCUCCCCC